CCCCCUCUCGCCUUCUCUCGCUUCCCACCUCGAGAUCCAUCUGCAACGCACGCCUUCGCCAAACUACUGAAUUUUCUCAUCCUCCUCAACCCUGUCCUCUUCCUCACCAAUUUUUCAAAGAGCGGUGUCACAGUUCGCUUAUACAAUACCACCGUUCUUGCGCGCCCACGCUUCACAGGGCCCUUUUCUCUUCUUUCAGAAUGAACAAUCCAGACUUUAAUCCGAAUGGCGGGGGUGACGGUAUAUUGAACCUCAGCUUCGAUCAACAACAGCAACGAAACCGCCAGCUCUACGCUCUUCACCAACAGCAGCAGCAGCAACAACAACAGCAGCAUCAUCACCAUCAUCAUCAACAGCAACAACAGGCAGCAUCACAUCAGCACCAAGCUCACAUCGCCCAAUCUAGUUACAUGUCAGCCGCCCGUAACUGGUCUCUCCCAAUCGACAUGUCCGCUCCCAUCAGCAGCCCUCAGGGCAACUCGAGUUCGCCAGAUGAAAACCAGGCCCAGUCACCGUUAUCACACGCCUCGAGCCCCAACAGCAACAACUCGCCGCUUCAACUCUCGCCCUUCCAGAACGCCAUCCACACAUUGCCUGACUGGACUAUGCAGCAACGCCAGCACCAUAUGGCCGCCGUCGCCGCUGCCGCUCAACAGCAAGAGAACCCUCUCAGCCCUCUAGCCAUCUCGCAAUUUAUGGACCAGCCGCUGAUGAACUUCAACCCCCUGGCUGCCACAAACUUCGCUACGAAUCCUCUGGACUAUCUUCCUCCCACUACCCAGGCGGCUCUGCACAGCGGUCUUCUCGACACAACCUUCACAACCAUGGCCUCGAUAGAACCUACCACGCAGGCUAUGCACUGGAACAAUCCUGGGAUGGAGAACUGGCAGGACUUCCAGAACACAUUGAGUCUGGAUGGCCUCCAAAGACUUGGUAGCGUCGGAAGCAACUCUCCCACUGGAACAUAUCUCGAAGUUCUGUCUCUACCUUCAUCCGCUGGUGAAGGCUGGGCUAUGGUAGACUGGUCCCGCCCUGACCAAUUCACCAACAACCAAAACACCGCCAUUUUCAACCCUUCACAAACGCUACACCUACGCACCAACUCAGACUCCUCAGAAGGUGCCAAUUCGUUGGACUUUGGCAACUUCGAAGAGAUUCCCCCAUUCCCUUACUCCCCCUUCUCCCCCGACUCAGAUGGCCAUGGCGAUGUCACCACCAGCCAUCGCAACUCCUUUGCUGGCGAUGGCCUUGCCCAUGCUCAUGAGACAUUGACCAACGCUGCUGCCGCCGGCACGGUUGCCAUCAAGACAGAAGCCGCUGCUAGCAUUAAGAUGGAAUUUCCCAACGCCCCUACUAUCAAGUCUGAAUUCCCUCCUCGCCACAGCCCAGGCAGUGGCAGCGGUGCUGGCUCAUCGUCAUCAUCACCUUCGUCGGCAGCUUCGUCUCGCCGCAACUCUGGCCCUCGCAAGAGCCCUAUUGCCAAGGCUCCCAAGACCAUUGCCCCCAAGGCUGUCGCCCGCCGUACUUCCAACAGCAAGAAGGAUGGCACUGGUGAGAAGAAGGUUGGCCGCAGAAAGGGUCCUCUUUUGCCUGAGCAGCGCAAGCAAGCCAGUGAAAUCAGAAAGCUAAGAGCUUGUCUCCGCUGCAAGUUCCUCAAGAAGACUUGUGACAAGGGUGAGCCUUGUGCUGGCUGCCAGCCUUCUCACGCCCGUCUCUGGCAAGUCCCUUGCACUCGCAUUGAUAUCAAGGAUAUUGGUUACUUCUUGAAGGACUGGCGAGCCGACCAAGACCGCCACAUUGGCCCUGGUGUUCCUUCUUACACUAUCACUGGCUUCUCACAGAAGGAGACCUUGAUGUGGGUCACCCAUGGCUAUGGCUUUGCCUUGCCUGUCAUGGUCCGCGAGGUCUUUGUCGCUGAUGAAGAUGCUUUUGUUGCUGAGUGGGCUGAGAGUGGUAUCGAUGGCCGCACCGUCAUCCCUUACGCCGUCAAGGCUGACAGACUUGAUGUUGGCUCUGAAGGUGUCCGUCUCGAAGCUCUCGCUGAGUACUUGGAUAGCCACAUUGAUGGCCCCUUUGAGGACUUCAUUGACGACCAUUUUGAGGGCACUCCCUUCAUUACUGAGAUUCUCAAGACCGCUCACCGAUACUACGUCAAGGAGAAGAUGCCCAUUAUCCGCAAGGCUCUCAAGCUUGUAUUGGCAUACAACCUCACCAUGCAAAUCACCAUGGUUGAGAACGGUGGCUCCGAGAACCACAUGCAUGGCCGCGUCGAACAAGAGACAUCCCGACAGUACGGUAAAACUGUCGCUCCUGUCAUGGUCAACUACCAGAUCAAGUGCGCCCUCGCUGAGAUGUGGCGUGAGCUUCAGAAGGACAUUCUCGAGGAAUUGUCCGCUCUCUACAGUGGUGUUUACAGCGGAGAGAAGAUGAAGAACUGGCCAACCAUCUUCAUGCUCGCCUCCAUUCUCCUCGCCGUUUGGGAGGAGAUGCAGUUCGACUGCCACUACCGUGUGCCCGACCCUGCCGCUGUCAACAAGUUCUGCACCGAUAUGGAGACCACUCCCGUUGGUGUCAUUGUUGGCCUUUUCCAUGCCAUCUCUCAGAAGCUUCCCGCCUUUGCUGACUGGGAUACUGCCCAGCACGGCCACAUCCUGCACAACAACGUUGCCGUCUGCGAGGCCAUGACUGAAGUUAGACAGCACGUCGAGAAGCACGAUGCCUACCUGCGAACUCGCAAGGAAACCCAGUUUGAUGCUAGCGACUUUGACUCUUUGUCCAACAAGUUUUUGUCGAAGCUCAUCAUCAAGGCCAACUGAGCCAAGGCCGAACAGCUCAACCUCUCAACUUUUUCUUUUUGUUUUUUAUCCCCUUUGUCAUAACGAUGAGCGUUUUGAAUUUUGAACCGCGUCAGCGACCUCACGAAUACGGGUGGCCAGCACUAGCGGCCUUACCAGAUGCCAUGGACACGUCGGAUCUGAAGAGCAUAACGAUAAGCUCUCACAGACAUUCCUAAUGGACGACGAUGAAAUGACACUUUAUCAUGUAUGAUUUGAAGUACCAAAAAGCAUUUUCUAUUCUAUCUACAGACGCAAGUCUGCUUUUUCUUGGACACUCAAGGAAGACACGACACAUACAUGGGUGGUACGCAUGUUGAUGAAAGCGAUUUGCUAUUUUCUUUGAUCUUAUCGAGCCGGAUUUACGUAUGAUGUUGCAUAUGCUUUUAUGGGAUCAUGUAUUUGAAAUAUUUUUUAUGGAUGGAUGAAUUUUGGAUGAAGCAAUGUUAGAAUCGAUGCAUCAAUUGGAGUCAUGAAUUCACCGCUACAAUUUUCUCAAAGUGUGACGCCUCAGACUGGCCACAGUGGCGUCAAUGUCUAGGAGAAAAAAAGCAACGAGGUUGGGCAGGAUACUUUCAGGAUAGACUUAUACCAAUAAUAUUCAUUGUUUACCUGCACGAAUCAUAUCUCAAGCGAACUGGCUAUAGAAGAACGGAAAUAUGUUUGCAGAACAACUGAGUGACAUACCAGAUGUCUUACUCAGUCCGCUUCGUCUCACUGGCCUGGGUUGAGUUUAUAGAGGCCCCGUUCUGAUGUAUUUUAGGCACAGGUCCCAGGGCCAGUCCACUCUUUGGCCCCACCAGUGACAACACAGCGCGGGGAAAGCUCGAUCGCGUUAUUUUGGAGAAUCAGAGAGGAAUGGCCUGAGGGGAGCGAUAAGGGCUAAAAGAAGCGUCAUUGUUGUCUUUUGUUUGUGUGAAGGGAGAUAUCUGGUUGGGGUCGAUGUUUUUACUGCUUUGGCGCGGACAUUCGGUGUGGCACAGCCCCUGGGCGCCCUGACAUUGCCCUGGCAGUGUUCGCAGCUGGC
[Torrubiella] hemipterigena is the source of this 3861-nucleotide messenger RNA. Lineage: Eukaryota; Fungi; Ascomycota; Sordariomycetes; Hypocreales; Clavicipitaceae. The record is from the annotation of a GenBank genome assembly.